AUGUCUACCAGUCUUCCCGAUUAUGGCGCUUUAGGCUACAAGGAAAUUAUUGCUACCCUUGAUGGAUCCGUCGUCACUGUCGUCAUCAACCGAGCCAAGUACAGGAACACGUUUGGAGGAGUUCUUGACAAGGAACUUAUCAACGUAUUCCAACUUUGUGAUCGAGAUGAUCGCGUUCGGGUCGUCAUUUUGACAGCAGAACACACAGCACCGGCGUACUGUUCUGGCGCAGAUCUAACUAAUGGAUGGAAUCUCCUUUGGCUGGAAGAGUCUGAAAAAGAAGGCGAACACGCUCACCGUGACAGUGGAGGACAAGUUUCGUUGGCCAUCAUGAACUGCCGUAAAAUCACGAUAGCAGCAAUAAAUGGACAUGCCGCUGGCGUUGGGAUGACGGCCUUACAGCUCCCUUUUGAUUUCCGCUUUGUCUGGGCCGGAGCGAGGCUGACCUUCCCAUUUGUCCGUCGUGGAAUCGCACCAGAAGGUCAUUCGAAAGCCAGUUAUCUCAUGCUUUCUGGGGCUGUUGUGUCUCCGGAUUCAAAGCACAUAAGCGACCUAUAUCACGAGAUUAUUCCUACUCGUGAAGCCGUGUAUCCUACGGCCAAAGCAUUUGCAGAAGAGCUUGCUGCUAAUACUUCACAAGUGGCCGUAGCGUAUACUAAAGGCCUUCUGCAACAUCCAGGAGACUCUAUCGAGGAAAACCAUCUCCUUGACUCUAGGGCCAUUAAACUCCUAGGAAGCUCUGCCGAUGGUCAUGAAGGUGUACAAUCCUUCAAGGAAAGGCGCCUGCCCAAGUUCACAGGAACUUUAUCCAAAGAUUCCUCACCAUGGUUCCCUUGGUGGAAACGAGUUGACGUUUCACACUACAAAACUAAAUUAUAA
Molecule: messenger RNA, 879 nt
Organism: Psilocybe cubensis
Lineage: Eukaryota; Fungi; Basidiomycota; Agaricomycetes; Agaricales; Agrocybaceae
Exons: 7
Coding region: 1-879 (292 amino acids)
Source: RefSeq, a predicted model, not a curated record